This is a messenger RNA of Harpia harpyja (harpy eagle), 2330 nucleotides long. RefSeq names its product myosin light chain, embryonic. Bases 1201 to 2082 code for a protein of 293 amino acids. Gene Ontology annotation, molecular function: calcium ion binding. The transcript has 7 exons. The record is from RefSeq and is a predicted model, not a curated record. Lineage: Eukaryota; Metazoa; Chordata; Aves; Accipitriformes; Accipitridae. Gene Ontology annotation, cellular component: myosin II complex.
AAGGAAGCAGCCAAACUGGCUCCAGCCCCAGAGCCACCCAGAGAGCCUGCCUUCGAUCCCAAGAGUGUGAAGAUUGAAUUCACUGCAGAGCAGAUCGAAGGUAAGUGCAGACUUCACCUUCUUCCAGAGAUGGCAUUAGAAAUGGGGAGUCAUUUUUCCAGGUAGUUUUUCACAGCUGACAUGAAAGCUGAGGCCCCACACAUCAAAUCCGCUCCUGGGGGAAGGCCCAGCAGGGUCUAGGUACCCCAUUCCCCCCAAUACGCUGCUCAUCCUCCACAGUGGCCUCGUAAGGAUUCCUAGCAGGUAGAAGGGACACAUGAAAUCAGAAAGUCAUGUCCCCAACCAGCAUCGGGCUGGUAAAGAGAUGGGGAAGAGCACUGGUGGGAAGGGAAGAGGCAUGAGCUGGAGACGGGAGCAAUGCUGGAGGUGAGUGGGAGCCAGUGCAGGGAUUUAGCUGGGACUGCAACACAUGGCUGUCGGGAGCAAUGAAUGGAUCCUGGUUCCUUGCUCUGCUCUGGGAGUCCCAGCGAAGAGGAUAAUCCCAGCUUCAGAGCCUGGCAGGGAAAAGGUAUUUUUCCAUUCAUGGUGAGAGAUGCAGCCUGGUUCAAAGUCUGGGAUUCACGUGGGAGGAGCAGCCUCUGGCGAUGCAGGGACAGCCCCAUGCCGAGGGGCUGAGCCGGUAUUAGGAUUUCUCAUCUCUCCACGGCCAGUUUUAACGCCUGUGUACAGACUAGGGAAAGGACAAGAUCUGAGGGCAGAUCCUGGUGGGAAUCCUGGGAGAAGAAGACCCAGUACCCUGCAGGCUCGACCCGAAAACCAGCUUUUGAAAGGAGAAAAGAGAGCCAGUGGAAAUGACAGCAAGUUAAAAUGUGAAGUUAUUUGGAUUUAACCUGCAGCGACGUCCCAGAGCAUGUGAUGUGCUCCUGUGGCUCCAGGUAGUCAGGAGUGGAUAUCACUGAGCGCUCUCGUAGCGGUGCCUCUUGACCCAGCAACUCGCAGGUGGUGAUGUCCCUCCCUGGAUCCCUCCAGAGCCAGAUGGAGGGAUUUGACCUGCGGAGAUGGAGCCAUUGUGAGGUCAAGCAGGAUAACAGCAGCACCACAACAGUGUUGGGGGGGACCAUGGACAGGACUACAAGGACACGGCAUGAACAUUGUGGGGACAGGUCCAUGGGAUGGUGAGGUUCAGCAGAGGAUGUAAAGAUGCCAAAUAGAAAAUGGAGCAAAUCCAAAGCCCUCGGCAAGGAUUCCCACCAAACCCAAAGCAAUGCCUACCAGACCAUGACGUCUCCAUCGCCGCGUGGAGACCGCGAUCGUCUCCUCCCACCCAACAGCAGGAGGAGCAGAGGCUCUGCUUUGAGUGAACUGUUGCUGGACAUCAUGAAGAAGAUGGACCAGAAUAUGGAAUUCAUUAGUGCCAUGGACAAGAAACUCACAGCUCUAAGUGCUCACGUGGACAGGCGGGAAAGGCUGAUUACCUGCUUGGGCCAGUCAACUGCUCAGGUGGACUCGCUGGCCUGGAGGCAGCAGGAUGAAGAGCGUGUGGAGCAUCUGCUGCAGGAAAAACACCAUCUUGCUCCCUGCAGGGAGCAGCAGAAGAGGCAGGUGCCAGCCACCAGCCUCAGGGUCCUUGGCUUCCCUGCAGAGGAGGAGGAGUUCAAAGAAGCCUUCAGCCUGUUCGACCGCACGCCCACGGGAGCCAUGCAGAUCACCUACGCGCAGUGUGGGGAUGUCCUACGGGCGCUUGGUCACAACCCCACCAACGCAGAGGUCCUGAAAGUGCUGGGCAAGCCCAAACCAGAAGAAAUGAACACAAAGAUGCUGGAGUUCGAGACCUUCCUCCCCAUCCUGCAGCACUUCACCCGCAACAAGGAGCAGGGCACCUUCGAGGACUUUGUGGAAGGGCUGCGUGUCUUUGACAAGGAGGGCAACGGCAUGGUGAUGGGGGCUGAGCUGCGCCAUGUGCUGGUCACACUGGGGGAGAAGAUGACAGAAAGCGAGGUGGAGCAGCUCAUGGCAGGGCAAGAAGAUGCCAAUGGCUGCAUCAACUAUGAAGCUUUUGUCAAGCACAUCAUGUCUGGCUGAAAGAAGAAAGAGCAGGCUCUCAGAAAUGUUUGAACCCACCUGAGCCCCAUGAACAGAGAGAUUCCUCCAUCCACCCUUCCUCCCUGGAUGUCGCACACCUGCAGAGAUGUUUCACAUGAGCCUCCAUCAAGAGUUGUCCUCCACAUGUGUGUGCCUAAGCCUGGGUAUACAAUGAGACAUCUGUAACUUGGUUUUAAACCUUAAGUUGUUAUUUUCAGGUUUUUCCUGUGACAUUUUGCUCAUUAAAU